AAUAAAAUUCUUCAAUCUAGAGUUUCCACUGGGAAGUGUGUACAUCAGAUUUAUCUACGCACUUAUGCUGCCACAAGGAAAUCAUAGAUCCCAAUUUCCGAGUUCCCGGUGAUUCCACGUCGACCCUGCGGUUGCCGUCCGGCCAUCAAACUCGCCAUCGAUCGUAGAGGUGCUCGACAAAAAGCCUCAAAGAACCGUUGAAACUAGGAAACAAGAAAAUUCUUGAGUUAUUUAUACCCAUAUGUUCGUAGCUCUAUGAUUAGCAAAAGAUGUGGAGGCGACUAACUGCACUCUCCCAGCGCUUUACUUCAUCAUCUAAACCUUGUCAUCGUCAGAUUCGACCAGCUGAUGGGGGUACACAUUGGCAAGAGUUUUGUUCUGAUGCUCACAAGCAGGCUGAAGGUGGAAUCUCUUCCCAGAAAAAGACCCCGUUUAUAGCUUUUGUUCUAGGUGGUCCCGGUAGUGGAAAGGGCACACAGUGUAUGAGAAUAGUUGAUACCUAUGGGUUUACUCACAUAAGUGCUGGAGAACUAUUAAGGAAAGAAAUGGAUUCCAAUAGCGAAUCCAGUGAUAUGAUUCAGAAGAUUAUGAAUGAAGGAAAAAUUGUUCCAUCAGCGGUGACUGUCAAGCUACUUCAAAAGGCCAUUGAAUCAGGUGAAAAUGAUAGGUUUCUCAUUGAUGGUUUCCCAAGAAGCGAAGAGAACCGCAUAUCAUUUGAGCAAACAAUUGGUGCUGAACCAAAUUUUGUGCUUUUCUUUGAUUGUCCUGAAGAAGUGAUGAUCAAACGAGUACUGAACCGUAAUGAGGGACGACCAGAUGACAAUGAAGAUACCAUAAGAGCACGUCUGAAAACAUUCAGAGCUGUGAGCUUUCCUGUAAUUGAAUACUAUGCCAAGAAAGGAAAGGUUUACAAGGUGAGUUAGGCUAAUGCCUGCUUGACAUGUAUACAUCCAAAUUAUCCAAUGUGUGUCUUGUUAUAUACGGAGUAUGUUCACUUCAAUGAACAUCUUUCUGGACAACAAUUUUGCUUGCAAUUGUUUCAUCUAGAUUGAUGGUACCGGAACAGCGGAUGAGAUAUUUGAACGAGUCCGCCCCAUUUUCUCAGCAUUUAGGUAAGAAGGGUGUACAUGAAUAAAUUCAAUCUUGUUCAUGAUUGUUGGUUUACAUGAGAAUAAAUGAAUGGUUUUUGACUUGGCAGCCCGGUGCACAAAGCGUCACCGCGCUUCGCGAGGGUCUAGUGAAGGGUCCCACAGUUAUGGUUUCUUGAUGUUCCUAACAAUAAAGGAUCCAUGGGAUCACAUACAAAUUUACUUCUUUUCUGUGCAUAAAAUGUUCACCUUCAAUGGAGGUUAAACAGAGUGGCUUUUAGCCUUUUACUCAAGCUGUUCUUGAGUGUUCAUUUAUAGAGAAAUUGAUUUGAAUAAUUUUCAGUUUGUUGG
Cuscuta campestris is the source of this 1439-nucleotide messenger RNA. Lineage: Eukaryota; Viridiplantae; Streptophyta; Magnoliopsida; Solanales; Convolvulaceae. The record is from the annotation of a GenBank genome assembly.